GAGGAAGCGUUAAACCAUCAGAGGCUCAAACAUGAACGUGUGGCUUGUCGCUUUGAUCUGCUUCUUCUUCCAUACACAGCGGGAUGGAAACAGUGAAAGUGUUGUCCGUACAGGAACUGAAGGAGGAGACAUAACAGUUUCAUGCCACUUCUAUUUAUCCGGAAAGAGGAAGAUCUUCUGUAAGGGAGAGUGUGGAAAAGGAGACACUCUGCUCCAAACUACCGCUGACACGGCCCAGAAAGGCAGAUACAGCAUCAGAUUUAAAGAAGGGACUGCUUUUCCGUAUUCUGAUACAGUUCUGUAUGUGGGCAUCACAAAGCUGACUAAGUCUGAUGCGGGACGGUACAAAUGUGGCUUUGGCCGAGUUUUUUCACCGUCAUACAUGGAGUUUGAGAUCAGAGUUGAAGAUGCUCCAACCUCUUCAAAACCAAAAGUGACUCUCAGACCGUUUCCAACAUCAGCCUCCACCACCUCUCAGAGUUUAAGCUCCGUACCUUCCUCAGCCUCCCCUGAACGCACCACGCAGCCUCAACAGGGACAGACAGCUUCAGAUGGUCACGACGAUCACUCAAAAAUAUGCAGCGGAUGGGAAACUCAUGAGUGGACUCUGUUUGGUCUCAUACCAGUCCAACAACAUGGGUUUUGUUUCUGUGAUUAAACAUGAUGUUCAGAGUUGAUAUGAGUCUCCUUUUGAAUGUAGGUCUUUACAACUAGUAAUAGUCUCAAAAUUAAAAUACAUUUUUGUUUUAACUCAACAAUCUGAAAUCUGCUGUUUUUCUUCUGUACUGGUUCUUCUCUUGAAAAGUAAAGUUAUUUUUCUCAGAUCGACUGUGACAAGUUGCAAGAAAAUUGACUCAUUGGGCUCAGUGAUAAAUUGGGUUAUAAGUCAUACACAUUAUUUUACAACAUUUGAAACUAACAUUACGAUUGACAUUGAAGGUGCCCUAUUUUGCUUUUGUGGGUUUUCCCUUUCCUGUAGUGUGUUAUUUAGGUUUUUGUGCAUGUAAAUGGUUUGCAAAGGCUAACAUCGCUGUGUUCGUGUUGCCCACACGAUCCCCCCCCUGCCUGAAACGCCUCCAUUGGACUCCUUUGUUUACUUCAGUAACAUAGUGACAUCAGAGGCUGACAGAGAGUGUGAGGAGGUCAGAGAGGAGGACAGAGGCAGCAGAUUUCCUCCUGUAGAAAUGUCUGUUCUCUCCACUUCCCACUGCAGACACUUCUCAGAAGACAACUGACGAUGACUCAAGUAAACUCACCGGCUCUGAGGUUUCCCAACAUUACAGCUUCCUCGCUCGAUAGUGCCCCCUGUGGUGUGUUUCAAGACUAUAUUUGGUGUGUUCAUGUGAUAGCUCUAUCCCAGUGCUUCUCAAAGUGUGGUCCGUGGACCACUGGUGGUCCAUGAGCGCCCCCUAGUGGUCCUUGAGUAUAUCGGUAAUAUUUCACAUUUUAAAUGAAUUAAUUAAUUAAAGUUUUCCGCACUAUCGCGGGAAUAAAGUGGUCCUUGGUAUGAAAAAGUUUGAAACACUGCUCUAACCAUUAUCAAAACAAUGGCCUGACAAAUUAGAAAACCUGCCAGUAGUGAUUUACACAAAAAUGUGUAAAUAUAUAUUUAUUUAAAGAUUAUUUUUUAAGAAUUUGGCUUUGUGUUACAUGUACAGAAAGAUAUAUUGAAGAGAGAGUGGAUGACAUGCAGCAGACAUUUCUUCAUUGUUCAUACUUUACCUCAUCUCCUAGCACGACUUAUGUGGAAAAAAGAUGCAUAACUUUUAAACGAUUUAUA
This is a messenger RNA of Trematomus bernacchii (emerald rockcod), 1780 nucleotides long. RefSeq lists its product as uncharacterized. The transcript is spliced from 6 exons. The record is from RefSeq and is a predicted model, not a curated record. Bases 32 to 658 code for a protein of 208 amino acids. NCBI's taxonomy places the organism in Eukaryota, Metazoa, Chordata, Actinopteri, Perciformes, Nototheniidae.